This is a messenger RNA of Paramecium pentaurelia, 394 nucleotides long. The record is from the annotation of a GenBank genome assembly. NCBI's taxonomy places the organism in Eukaryota, Ciliophora, Oligohymenophorea, Peniculida, Parameciidae.
UAAUGCUUUUGUUAUUCGUGUUAGUGAAUGUAAAUAAUUUUAUUAAGUCAGAGCAUUCUUUGAGUAUUUCCUUAGAACAAAAUGAUCUAGAAGAUACUAUACAUUUCCAAUAAGAAGAAACUCUAACACUUUUAGAUAUAGCAAACGAACUUGAGCAAUACCAUUUAUUUUAAGUUUUGGGUACUAUGAUAAAGAUAUUAUAAAACUAGGAAUUGAAGCUCAGGAUAGAUAAAUGAAAAGGCUGGCAGUGGCAUCAAUAAUAUCGAUAUUAACAAUUGCUGCAUGCUGUGGAUGCUCAUAAAUAAUAUAAGCAUAUUCAAAAUCAUGCAAGUAGAAACUCCCACCUCCAAAAAAUUAAUAUAGAAGGAUAGAACAAAAUGCUGACUCUAUAUGA